Messenger RNA from Xenia sp. Carnegie-2017, 2207 nucleotides. RefSeq names its product protein lin-54 homolog. The record is from RefSeq and is a predicted model, not a curated record. Gene Ontology annotation, biological process: regulation of DNA-templated transcription. The transcript has 16 exons. NCBI's taxonomy places the organism in Eukaryota, Metazoa, Cnidaria, Anthozoa, Malacalcyonacea, Xeniidae. The coding region runs from base 201 to 2084 and encodes 627 amino acids. Gene Ontology annotation, cellular component: nucleus.
UGUAAAGUGAUGGGAAUAUCGGCAUUGUCUUGGUCUACUUUGAGAGGAAUUGACGUAAGGUUGAUAAAGCUCUUAGACCUUAUCGCUAAGGUCUUUAAAGAAAGUCAGUGAAUAUUAGAGCGAUUCCGUUCUUCGUUGUCUUAAAUUCAGUGAACAAUAGCAAUCCUACAGGCGUAGUCGAAGUUGAAGAUUACCAUGAUAUGAGAUCGUAUAUUGCUUUUGAAUCGUCAGAAAAGGGUAGCCAAGUCAAUUUUUGGGUGAAGCAUUUGUUCCAAUGGAUGGAUAGCACUAUCUCAGUACCAAUGGAAUUUACCAGCACUACAGAACCCAUGGAGGAAGAUGAUUCUACAAUUGUCACUAUUUCAUCAGUCUGCCAAACUAUAACUGCUCAAUCUGUUCAAGCUUCAGGUGUUACGCAGGCUGGAGUUAUGCAAAUGAAGUCAGCCAAUGCUACACAAUCCACUGCACAACCUGACCAUGGCAUGCCACAGCCAGUAUUGGGAACUCAGUCAUUUAGCCCAUCAUUGCAAGUAAAUGUACCUCAGUUGCUGGGAAAAUCUAACCCUGUUGCUCAAACCAUGACCACAACAAUGACAACCUCACAACCAAUUGCAACAGGUCCAUGUGAGAGAGUUUCACACCAAGCAACGUUAAAGCAGCCAGUAGGUGCAUCGUCACUGGCUGUAGUUACACAAACAGGGUCAACAGUGUCAAACUCAUUGCAAAAUAUAGGUCCUCUUCAAAUAACAGCAGUUCAAUCUUCAGGGAUGGCCUUGCCAUUGACAAGUCAACCUCAGCAGCGCAUUGUUGCACAUUCAUUUGCAACGAAAAGCAAAAAAACAACAUCUGGUACAAUACCUGGUGGUAAGAUGUUCUUCAAAACUUCUUCCUCGCCAUCAAAGCUGAUACCAAUAGCUGGUGGAAGUGUCUCUAAAUUUGUUCGUGGUAUGGGGAACGUACAACGUAUCUUGGUGCCCCAGGCCAGGUUGACACAACAGAACACUUUGAGACACAUAGCUCCUCGAUUGGCUACAAGUAUCAACCCAACCAGACCACCAAUGAAUCAGGUGAAAGUGAAACCGGCGACAUCAAGAGCAGGGAAACAGGUUGCAACCAAUACAAGUUCGACAGCCACUGGUGUCAUGCAACAACGUGUUCUGUUACAAGCACAAACUGUCUCUAAUACGGGUCAACUACGGGCUAUUGCUCCAAAUUUGGGCAUACCCCCGGGUUCAACGAUACAGUUCCCCCCUGGAACCAUAAUUAAAGAUAAUGUUGUGUACUUACCACAGACAAUGCAAUCAGGGACCGCGGUGACAAGCGCAGUUCAAUCUUCUAGCGUUUCAGUUACACAAACUUCAGUCAGCAAUGUUUCUCAGCCUGUAAACGGGAAACCCAAUUCUCCGUCACCUACGCGACAGAGAAAGCCUUGCAAUUGCACCAAAUCUCAAUGUUUAAAAUUAUAUUGCGACUGCUUUGCAAAUGGCGAAUUUUGCAACCACUGUAAUUGCAACAAUUGCUCCAACAACAUGGAACACGAACAAGAAAGAAGUAAAGCAAUCAAGGCUUGUUUAGAACGAAAUCCUUACGCUUUUCACCCGAAGAUUGGUAAAGGAAAGGGAGAAACCGAACGAAGACACAAUAAAGGUUGUCACUGCAAGCGAUCGGGAUGUUUGAAAAAUUACUGCGAAUGUUACGAAGCUAAAAUAUUGUGUACAAGCAUAUGCAAAUGUACUGGAUGCAAAAACUUCGAGGAAAGCCCUGAACGGAAAACAUUGAUGCAUUUAGCUGACGCAGCAGAAGUACGCGUACAGCAGCAGAACGCGGCAAAAACAAAACUGGAAUCACAAAUGGAGGAUCUUCCGAGCAGGGCGCCUAUACUUGCGCAUGCUGGUGAAAGACUUCCAUUUUCGUUCGUUACACGUGACGUUGUCGAAGCAACUUGUCGAUGUCUACUUGUGCAAGCUUCGGCGGCCGAAAAAAAAAGUAUGUCACGGACAGACAUUCAAAAGUUGGUUCUAGAGGAGUUCGGGAAUUGCUUGCUCAAGAUUAUACACACGGCUAAUAGUCGCAACGCAAACUGACGUUUGUUCUUACUUAUUAAAACGCGACACACGAUAGUGACUUCGAAAAUUUUAACCAUUAAUACUUGUAUGUAUAUAUAUAUAUAUCAUGUAGUAGAUUUUAAUAAAAUUCAACUUUCAAAA